AUGUGGACAAGUCUAAUUCUUACAAGCUUAAUGAUUCCCAGUAUAAUUGCAAAUUUGAAAGUUUUCCCAAAACAACAAGAUUUACAUCCAAACAAAUUGCAACAGAUAUAUCAUGAUAUUAGAAAAGAUAUAUAUACAGUUGACACUAUCGACCAACUUAAGCCGAAAGAAUUGAGGACUUUUGGCAUUGUUAGGGUAAAUGCUACUAAUUCUAUUAUUGUUAGUAGUAAAUUAGCAGAUGAUGCAAUGAACCCAUAUUAUGCACCAAGCCUUGAUAAUAUGAAUUUAAAAUUACAACAAUUGAAUGAUUUUACUGAGAUUAGUUUCCAAGAUUUGGAAACGUCAGUAAUUGAAACUGAUUGGGAACCAAUUGGUGGAUGUCAUUCUAAUUUACGUUCCGAUACUCCUUCAACUUAUUCUCAAGGUUGGUUAUUGAGCGUGGGGUCGGGAGUUACAAAUACAAUUUCUUUUACCGUAAAUUCUGUCCUGGUGGAUGGAUAUAUAGAUCUCACUUAUUCAGCGGCGAUUUCAGGUUCAAUUACAUGUACUGUAAAUCCGGGGAAAACCCUUCAAUUUCAAAUUAAGUCUGAAUUAGUGUCUUUACAAAAUGUUAAAACUAGGUCUGUCUAUAUUAAGGAUUCUACAAGUAUUUGGGGCGUUAUAACAUCAAAUUUCGAGAUGGGAGAAUGGGAUAAAUUGGAUGAUUAUACUCAAGUCAACCAAAGAAAUUUCCAAACUGCUUGUGUAACUGAUAGUACUUUACUACAAUGUGAUUAUAAUUCUGAUCAAUAA
Molecule: messenger RNA, 792 nt
Organism: [Candida] anglica
Lineage: Eukaryota; Fungi; Ascomycota; Pichiomycetes; Serinales; Debaryomycetaceae
Source: the annotation of a GenBank genome assembly